Salarias fasciatus (jewelled blenny) is the source of this 1893-nucleotide messenger RNA. RefSeq names its product serine/threonine-protein phosphatase 2A 55 kDa regulatory subunit B gamma isoform. Gene Ontology annotation, cellular component: protein phosphatase type 2A complex. NCBI's taxonomy places the organism in Eukaryota, Metazoa, Chordata, Actinopteri, Blenniiformes, Blenniidae. Gene Ontology annotation, molecular function: protein binding; protein phosphatase regulator activity. The transcript is spliced from 9 exons. Bases 263 to 1615 code for a protein of 450 amino acids. The record is from RefSeq and is a predicted model, not a curated record.
GCUUUGCGUCCGGCUCGCAGGGGGCUGCAGUGUGGACUCUCCGACGCACCCAUCCCUCCUCCGGGACUGCCUCCAUCCCUCUUUACCUGCCCUCAUCCUCAGUCAGGGAUAGGAUGCCCGGCUGCGCGCCCCUGUGCUGAGGAGGCGUCGGCGGGCAGCAGUAUGGGAGCUGUGCUGGCCAGCAUCCCCACCACCCCCUUCACCACCUCUCUGCCACCACCACGCUGCCCCACCAAGAAGGGCGCUCCCCCCAGCCCCGCCGAUGGGCGAAGACACUGACGCCACCUCGACGCUCAACCACCGCGGCUUCCUCCCCGACCACAACUAUGUGACUGAAGCUGACAUCAUCUCCACUGUUGAGUUCAACCACACAGGAGAGCUCCUGGCCACAGGGGACAAAGGAGGCCGUGUGGUCAUCUUUCAGAGGGAACCUGAGAGCAAGACUGAGCCAUUUUCCCAGGGAGAGUACAAUGUCUACAGCACCUUUCAGAGCCAUGAGCCCGAAUUCGACUACCUUAAGAGUCUGGAGAUUGAGGAGAAGAUCAAUAAGAUCCGAUGGCUGCCUCAGCAGAACGCCGCACACUUUCUGCUCUCCACCAAUGAUAAGACUAUUAAGUUGUGGAAGGUGAGUGAAAGAGACAAACGGCCCGAGGGGUACAACCUCAAAGAUGAGGAGGGUCGCAUCAAGGACAUCUCCACAGUCACAUCCCUACAGGUGCCGGUGUUGAAGCCCAUGGACCUGAUGGUGGAGGUGAGCCCUCGGCGAGUGUUUGCCAACGCCCACACCUACCACGUCAACUCCAUCUCCGUCAACUCCGACUAUGAGACCUACAUGUCGGCCGACGACCUGCGGAUCAACCUCUGGCACCUGGACAUCACGGACCGCAGCUUCAACAUCGUGGAUAUCAAGCCAGCCAACAUGGAGGAUCUGACGGAGGUGAUCACAGCGGCGGAGUUUCACCCCCACCACUGUAACUUGUUUGUCUACAGCAGCAGCAAAGGCACGCUGCGCCUCUGUGACAUGAGAGAAGCAGCGCUCUGCGACAAGCACUCCAAAUUGUUUGAGGAGCCAGAGGAUCCCAGUGCCCGCUCUUUUUUCUCCGAGAUCAUCUCCUCGGUGUCAGAUGUCAAGUUCAGCCACAGCGGUCGCUACCUGCUCACCAGAGACUACCUGACUGCCAAAGUCUGGGACCUCAACAUGGAGAGCAAGCCCCUGGAGACAUACCAGGUUCAUGAUUACCUCCGCAGCAAGUUGUGCUCCCUUUAUGAGAAUGACUGCAUCUUUGACAAGUUUGAGUGUGCGUGGAACGGCUCGGACAGUGUGAUCAUGACCGGAGCCUACAACAACUUCUUCCGUAUGUUUGACCGCAACACGAAGCGCGACGUGACGCUCGAGGCGUCCAGAGAGAGCAGCAAACCCCGGGCCGUGCUGAAGCCGCGGAGGGUCUGCGCCGCUGGCGGGAAGCGCCGGAAGGACGAUAUCAGUGUGGACAGCUUGGACUUCACCAAGAAGAUCCUCCACACGGCGUGGCACCCGACGGAGAACAUCAUCGCCAUCGCCGCCACCAACAACCUGUACAUCUUCCAGGACAAGCUGAACUCUGAGAUGCAUUAAUGAAGGAAUGUCAGACAAACCAGUUUACACCUGAACACAACUAUGCCAGAAUGUACACACGACCAGACAAACACUCUGUCACACUCCCGGGAAGAUGCCUAACACACUCGCCCACCCUCACGGACACAUGCGGCUAGACUACAAUACAUACACACAUUUAGGUUUCCCAUUUCACACAGUCCUUCACCACCUCCUCCUCCUCAGCCUCCCAGAACUGAAAGGACCUCGACAGGGCUAGAAAGGGAACAGGCUGGAUUACGCAAUGGAUUAUGGUUGCA